AUGCUUUGCAACAACUGUGGUAAGAAGGGUCACCUGGAUCGAGGCUGCAAAAACCCAUCCCAAACAACCGAUCAAGCCUCUGGAGCAAGUGUUGGUCAAGCCUGCUACGGCUGUGGGGAAAUCGGACAUUACAAGAGGAACCGCCCCAAGGCAGCAACAACUGGCAACACCGGGAGAGUACUAGCUAUGGGACAAGGGGAGGCUGUGCCUGAACCUACCAUUGUUUCGGGUAUGUUCCUUCUCGACAACUCUUAUGCAUGCAUUCGUUUUGACUCAGGUGUUGAAAGAAGUUUUGUUAGUCACGCAUUCAAGCAUUUUCUUAAAUAUAAAUCCCAAAUUUUAACCGAAACGUUUACCGUCAAAAUGGCUAACGGUAAGAAGGAGAGCACUAAUGACAUAUUCAUGGGUUGUACCCUUACUUUGAACGAUCAUUCAUUUUCCAUGGAUCUUAUACCAGUCUCUAUAAAAAGCUUUGACAUCAUCAUCGGCGUGGAUUGGUUGAGCCCCAAUCGUGCUGAUAUCCUUUAUUUCAAAAAAUCUAUCCGUCUCAAUCUUUCCCUGGAUAAAACUCUUGUAAUCUACGGUGAUAAACUCAGUUCGAAUCUUCGCAACAUUUCGUGCAUCAAAGCCCAGAAACUCCUACGGAAGGAGUGUUAUGCAUUCCUAGCCCACAUCAUCAACGAGAAGCAGGAAGUUAAGGACCUCGAGAGCAUCCCCAAAGUCUACAACUUUCUUGAUAUUUUUCCCGAAGAUCUCCCGGGAAUCCCUCCUGAACGCCAAGUUGAGUUUCGCAUUGACUUAGUCCUCGGAGCUACUCCCGUAGCUAAAUCUCCAUAUCCCCUAGCUCCAGCAGAAAUGCAGGAGCUAUCUAGUUAG
This is a messenger RNA of Lactuca sativa (garden lettuce), 876 nucleotides long. RefSeq lists its product as uncharacterized. The record is from RefSeq and is a predicted model, not a curated record. Lineage: Eukaryota; Viridiplantae; Streptophyta; Magnoliopsida; Asterales; Asteraceae. Gene Ontology annotation, molecular function: zinc ion binding; nucleic acid binding.